CAGAUGCCUGUGACUUUGAGAAGAGAUACGUGAAUGCGAAAGAGCCAAAGGCCAAAACAGGGUGCGUGGUGUCAUGUUGUGAUUGGAAAGCCAACCUCACGUCCAUUGACGCGUAUUGGGAAGACGUUAUACAAGGAAAGAGCGCUUACGCGCUAUGGCCUCACAUCACAUUAUAUAGGAAACACAUACCGAUUGAUGAUGGCGGGGUAAAAGCUAAAAAUAAAGAAACAAAGAAAGAAAAAGCAAGGGAGAAAAAGAGUUAAAGGCAAAAAGAAGAGGAGAAGGAGGAGGAGGAAGAAUCGAAGUUUGAUUGGAUUGUGUGUAUUAAACAACAAAGGGAAAAGGGGAAAAGGGUUAGCGAGGAAUUGGAAGAUGGGAGCGGUAUCCAUGGAGUCAUUACCACUGGGAUUCAGAUUCAGGCCCACCGACGAGGAGCUCAUCAACCACUACUUGAAGUUGAAGAUCGAAGGGCGUCAUUCGGAGGUGGAGGUUAUUCGGGAACUUGAUGUUUGCAAAUGGGAGCCUUGGGAUUUGCCUGGCCUCUCCAUGAUCAAGGCAGAUGAUCCGGAGUGGUUCUUCUUCUGCCCUCGUGAUAGGAAGUACCCAAACGGCCGUCGUUCCAACCGGGCCACCGACGCCGGUUACUGGAAAGCUACUGGCAAGGACCGUACCAUUAAGUCUCGCAAGUCUUCCGCUUCGAUUGGCAUGAAGAAGACCCUUGUUUUCUAUAAGGGCCGUGCUCCCAAGGGUCAGCGCACCAACUGGAUCUUCCAUGAGUACCGUGUCAUCGACUCUGCUUCUGAUUCUUCCCAGGGUGCCUAUGUUCUGUUUCGUUUGUUCUACAAGCCAAAUGAGAGGAUUGAUAAUCCAAAGUAUGAUGAAGUAGAGCCUACGGGCUUGUCUCCUGUGACAACCAAGUCUUCUCCAGGUGACACAUCAUCAGAUCUUGUUCAAGAAACAGAAAUGUCAGAUACACCGACUGGGGGGGAAUCAGAAAAUUUUGAGAGAUGGCUGAAUGAUAAAUCAGACAAUGUCACUCCUACUGCUCCUGUACCUGUUGAGAGCUGCUGCAAUGGCUACAUACCUUCUGAUGUGGAAGACCAUGUAGCAGAAGUAGAAGAACAAGUUUCAGAGGUUUAUCCACCGCUGGGAGAAGAUUCAAGGUCGUAUGAUGGUCAAAUAGAUUGCAAGGUUUUCUCUCCAGAAUCGCAGCUUUACCCAGAGCUAGCCACAGCCUACAUGGGUUCACCUUUUUCCAGUGACUUUGGUGAUGGUCAGACUGGAUUGCGUUUUCAGGAUGGGGUUAGUGAGCCGGAGGUAUGCCUCACAGAGUUUUGGGAUGAAAUCUUCAAUAACCAUGAUGAAUGCUCUGGUGAAGAGUCCAACAGUAAGAAGAACUCAGCUGUUGGAAGUGAGACCCUGGUGCCCGGUCAAGUUUCUCUGUUACCUAAUAGACCACAUGGAGACUCUCAUACUAAAAAUGGUGGAUCAAACAGUGACACUGACACUGAUAUGGCUCAAAUGCAGUAUGAUCCGGAAAUGAGAGCUUCCAAGUGGUCCGAUGAGUAUAUUGUUGGCAAGGAUCACUUGCAAAUGGAUGUAUCUCCUGGAUAUCACCAACCUCAAGCGUCAUUCCAUUUCCCAGAAUUCAAAAGUGGUAACAUUGGUGCUCUUGGGGAUGAUUCUAUUGGACGAGAUGCUUCAUCUGCUGUUUCUGCUAUGGCUUCAUUAGAUGCUUUACUCAAUAAUCUGGAGGAAUCAUCUACUCAGAAGAAUCAUGUUAAUUAUGGUGGUGAUCCUGUUGGUGGAACUGGAAUCAAGAUCAGAACCCGCCAGCCACUACAACGACAAAUGCCUGACAACUUUGUAACACAGGGCAUUGCUCCUAGAAGAAUCCGCUUGCAGAUGCACAAAGUGAUGUAUGCAAGCAGCAAUGACGAACAAGAAGCCCAGCCAACUCUCAAGGAGGUUGGAGAAGGCAGAGAACAUCCUCCUACAUCUGACGGCCCAGAGAAAGAGAGUAUCGUUGGGGCAACCAGUAGGUCCAGUAGAGGAUUAAAACUGAGAUUGAGGGUGAACAGGGAUGGUGAAUCUGAAGGUGAAUCUGACAACUUCCAGGUGAAGCCAUCAGCAUUUUUGGAGACAGUCCCUGCACGCCGUGGCCCAAGUACCUUGUUAGUGUAUACAGUCAGCUUAUCUCUAGUUAUAACCCUGUUCCUAUUCUUAACAGGGACCUGGAGAUACCUUAGGUCUUACAUGUUGCAUGGAUAAGACUACACACUGUAUAUGUCUGGAUGGUCUUAUACAAUGAUAGUUUUGCAGGUGGUCUUCAUAGCUUAGGGUAUUUCUUUUUUUCCUUUAGGUAAUACGAACAGCCCUCCUUUUGUACAUCCUGGUCUAGUUGUGCUUAGUUUUGUAAUAUAAAAGUGGGAACCAAUGUAGUAACAGAUCACUUCUACUUUUAUUUCUGGAUUGCCUUCCUAUGAACUUCAAGAGGCACUAAACUAUAUGUGGUCGGAGUUUGUAUGAAUAGAGUUUUGUUAAUAAGGCACUGAUGAAUUGGGUACUAGAAACCCAUCCAACUGGAUUCAUAACCAAAUUGACAACGGUGGGCCGCUGCUGCAGCGGUUUUUGUUAAACAGAAGGCUCUGUAUCUGCGCCAACAGUUUGGUCCUAUUUAUUGUAUCCUUGGGUCAUCACGCUUGGGUAACAAGGUGUUUGUUUUGAGGCAAAAAGGAUGAGAAGAAGACAAGUUUUAUCGUGAAAAUAUGUAGUAUUCACUAUUCCACGGCAAGCCCAGAUGGCAGAUAGCAUCGCAUGGGUCUGUACGGUAGAGUGGUUGGGUGGAGGGUGGGUAUGGGGAAGAGGGGCGAGAUGCGUUUAAUUUUGGCGUGUCAGGCUUUUGAAACCGAGAUGUGACCUCAUAAUGCAUGUAUAAAGGGCAUCAAUGAAAUAAAUAAUGGGGAAGAUGGAGGGAGAGAGGAUAAGGAUGAGCAUCAUUGGCCUCGCAAUAAUGAAAUUCCAGAUAAAGCUCUGGGAAAUGAGUCGUCAGACAAGUCCAGAGAAAGACACCCACGUGGAAGCGUAGUAGCACUAGCACACUGGAAAAAAAUAAAACAACUGCCCUGCACCGCCGUUGGAAAGCUAAAGAUGGUGUUAGAAAACAAACCGUCUGCCCACUCAUCUAUUUAUUGUUUUUUUAAAGUAUUUGAGUAGAAAGAGAGCGUAGCCUCCACCACCAGUUGCAGACCAAGACAGAAGACCUGUUAGAUUUUGUUUCCUUCAGAGUUUGAAGCGUGGUUCUCCCCUCAUUUGGAGUUGAAGGCCCAUUCCCAUAACUUGAAAUUGAAGCAGAGAAGUGUAGUGGGUGAUAGAAGGGAUGAUAUUGGUGGCGGUAGUAGCAGAGCUCAUGGAGGAGUACACAGCGCUGUUGGCAAGGGUGCUGGAGCAUCUCUUCCACGAUGCCCCUUUCCCCAGGAGAAUUCGUUUUCUUAUCCUCCGCAGUCUCCCCUUCGCUUCCCCCUCCUCUCUCCGCUUCAUUAGGGCCCCUGCUGCUUGAUCCCCUCUCGUUUAUUUCAUUGUUCACUUCUCUAUGUACAUCAGAGUUGAUUCUCUUUGUUUCUCCCUUUCCUUUUCCCGGCUCUCUCUCUCCCUUUGAGAACUGAAACAUGUUUGUAAUAUCAACCUCUCUAUCUGUUUAAUCUGCAGUUUUUUUCUUUAACUGAUUAAA
Molecule: messenger RNA, 3730 nt
Organism: Vitis vinifera (wine grape)
Lineage: Eukaryota; Viridiplantae; Streptophyta; Magnoliopsida; Vitales; Vitaceae
Product: protein NTM1-like 9
Exons: 5
Coding region: 373-2271 (632 amino acids)
Biological process (GO): regulation of DNA-templated transcription
Molecular function (GO): DNA binding
Source: RefSeq, a predicted model, not a curated record